Molecule: messenger RNA, 762 nt
Organism: Exserohilum turcica Et28A
Lineage: Eukaryota; Fungi; Ascomycota; Dothideomycetes; Pleosporales; Pleosporaceae
Exons: 1
Coding region: 443-622 (59 amino acids)
Source: RefSeq, a predicted model, not a curated record
UUCAUUCAAUUCCACUACAAAUAUAUCAUAUCAUGGAUAAAGAAGGUACUCUAUGUUUGGUGCGCUUGCGAAGAUCGGUCGCCUAAGCUACUUAAUAUAUCCGUAGCAAGAUUGAGAGAACUGGCUCCGUAUUACAAGAUCUGCAAGGCAUUGCUGUCGACCUUGAACAGCGUGACCAAAUCCGCAUACGAACAUAAGCCAAACCAGUACUACAGCCGCACAGAUGGUAUCUUCCUCGUAGAGAUCGAAAUCGUCGACAAUUCCGACCUCCUUCUCCAUCUUUUUACGCCGUUUGGGCGAUUUCAGACGUUUCAUAGUGGUACCUCUCUUGGAGAUGAGCUAGCAAUGUCGUUCGAGUUCUUAAAAAAAAGGACUGUCUCUUGAAGAUGUGACAACGAAGGUGGUAGUCAAGGACGGGGAUUACGAAAGGAAGCAUUCCAAAAUGAAGUAUUCCAAGGAGUUUGGACGCGAGCGAACCCGGCUGUAUCUUAUCACAGCAAUCCCCAACGUUCCUUUCGAGUUGACAGAAGGUAAAGAACUUGCUUAUCGAUAUAGAGACUUGGAUGACGAACACAUCCUUUUUCAAGACGUUGAAAAGUAUGUAUUGCGAGCAAGUUCUUAGCGAAGAGUCUGUAAAGCAUUUAGGAAAUUAUCUUUUGUAACCAGUCAGCUUUGGCUUUAUAACAACAAUAUCUCUCGUAUUACAGUAACGCUUCGUUAGCCUGAUAGCAUAUACCAAUCUCCGUACCAAUGAAUUAGUAC